GUCAGCUUUCCAUUGUCAUCAUUUGAUCACUGAAUUCAUUCAUUCAUUCAUCAAGCAAGCAAGCAACAGCAAAAGGCAUCAACAAGAUCUUCUUCAUCACUUCCUCUUAUAAUCUCUUCUCUCUACUUUCUCUCUCAUUGACCUCUCAGAGACUUUUUUUUUUUUUUUUACUUUCUCUUUCUCUCUCCUACAUCUUCAUCGACAUGGGUUCAAGCUCUAGUAGACUCGGCUCUCGCUCUUCUACUCCUCCAAGGCUCAACAAUCGCUUCAGAUUAUCUUCCUUUCUCUGUGGCACCUCCACCUCUCGCACUAUUUCUCAGAUGGAAGAUCAACAAUAUGAACACCAGGUUAAUUCGGCAAGAAAUUUUGAUGAUGAAAUUCAGAAAGUCACUGAUGAAUCGUCAUUAUUAUGUACAGAAGGUAGAAUUAGUCGCUGUCCUCAUGCUGAAACUUCAACUUCAACCGAUACGAGAACAGAGUUACGCGAUAAUGCUACUGUUGAAGGUUCUUCUAGAAAUGUUGGAACAAGUAGUCAGAGGAAUUGCUUGUCUGAACAUAAGGAAUUAGUCCCUCCUUAUCAGGUAAGUGCUGGUCAUAGUCAUCCUGAAUCAUUAAGUGAUAGUAACAACACAGCUAGUACUUCAUAUGUUGAACAACAAUAUUCAGUCUCUGUAAAUGUUUCUGCUAACAAGGAUAGAAUCAAUAAUGUUGAUGAUCCAGCUGUUAGUGGUGUCUCUCAAAUCUCUCACGAGACUGCACGUCCAAGUGGCUCAAUCUCUCAAGAGAAUGGGAAUCCCGGCUAUGGUGAGAUUUCUGUUGAGAAUGACACAGACGCAGAGACAUCUGUCCGUAGUUCUUCCGUUCCUGUUUCUCAAGUUUCCGAUACAACACCAACUUCUCAAGUGUCAGAAGAUGAACCUCGUCACGAGACAAUACCGUCAGGUUUAGGUAUUCUUGUGUCCAACCGGGAAAGAGGACAUGGAAAUGAUGGUCUACUUCAAGUUGAUGUGGUCGCAAUAUCUUCCAAUAUUUUGUCUCGCAACAACACAGAUGCCGAUGAUCGUAAUGCCAGUAGGGGUGGUAGAAGAAGAUUAUUUCGUGAUGUUAUUUCACGAAGUAGUUAUAGAAGCCUUGGUGAUUCUCCCACCAUCCUUUUCUCAACUGGAGGUGCUGAUGAUUCGGGAUCUCAAGAUCGGUGGCUUGUUGAUUUUGGUGAGGAUUUAUCAAAUGAUGGGGUCGGGACACCGUCUGGAUAUAGGGGGAGUAGAAUUCACAGAUUGAAUGAACGAAUGCGACACUCAAGAUCUGAGAUAUGGGAAAGGCUUCGCGGCGGCCUUGAUGAGAUUGGUCGGUUGAACACUUCGUGUCCAUUAGGACUCCAUGCAGACGGUAUGUGCUCAUGUGAAUCAUUCCCAAUGGCUGAGGAAUCUAGCGCGCGAGCAAGUAUUUCAAGAAUAGUCAUGCUGGCUGAGGCUCUUUUUGAGGUUUUAGAUGAAAUCCAUCGGCAACCUGUAUCCCUUUCCCUAGUUGAUGCAGCUGACGGAGGCAAUGAUGCUGAACAAUGUUACAUAUGCCUGGCGGAGUAUGAAGAUGGGGACCAAAUACGAGUUCUUCCUUGCAGGCAUGAAUAUCACAUGUCGUGUGUCGAUAAGUGGCUGAAGGAAAUACACGGUGUAUGUCCUCUGUGUCGUGGCAAUGUUUGUGGAGGGUUAACAGAGUCGUCAGCACACUCAGAAGUGCAGUCUCAGUGAUAUUGUACAUUGUACAUAAAUAGUUUAAAUCUAGGCCAAACUUCAAUUUACGCCUUCUACAUACUACACUUCACAUCAAUUUGUUCCUCCAGAAAUUAGUGUCAUCAAAAUGGUUCACUUUAAAUCUUUGACUCCCUAAUUAAUAUCAGAAUUUUUGAAAGAUUAAAUUGAUGUUAAGUGUAUUGGACCCUUGGCAAAUCAAAGAUGCAUAAGUGAUAAUCGUCAGCCUAAAAUCCAUUGGACCCUUGGCAAAUCAUAGAUGCAUGCAUAUAUAACUAAUUAACAAGGUGAAAUUUUAUGUUUGAUA
Molecule: messenger RNA, 2058 nt
Organism: Cicer arietinum (chickpea)
Lineage: Eukaryota; Viridiplantae; Streptophyta; Magnoliopsida; Fabales; Fabaceae
Source: RefSeq, a predicted model, not a curated record